This is a messenger RNA of Penicillium expansum, 3066 nucleotides long. RefSeq names its product Glycoside hydrolase, family 2, N-terminal. Bases 1 to 3066 code for a protein of 1021 amino acids. The transcript is spliced from 3 exons. Gene Ontology annotation, cellular component: beta-galactosidase complex. Gene Ontology annotation, biological process: lactose catabolic process. Lineage: Eukaryota; Fungi; Ascomycota; Eurotiomycetes; Eurotiales; Aspergillaceae. Gene Ontology annotation, molecular function: carbohydrate binding; beta-galactosidase activity. The record is from RefSeq and is a predicted model, not a curated record.
AUGGGUUCAUACACUGAGAGGCCCGACUUUUGCAACGAGUCUGUGAUUCAUCGGAAUCGUCUCCCAGCGCGUUCAUAUUGGAUUCCCGAAGAUGCUGUUGUUUUAAACGGAACUUGGGACUUCCAUCUUGCACCGACCCCCUUUCACGAGGUCGACGAGUGGAAAUCCAUCCAGGUCCCGGCCCACUGGCAACUCCAAGGCUACGGCAAGCCUCAUUAUACCAAUGUACCUUAUCCAUUCCCGAUUGAUCCACCCUUUGUUCCGACCGAGAACUCAGUGGGAACGUACAAAAGAAAUUUCAGCAUCCCAUCAGAUUGGAGUCGUUCAUCUCAGAUACGACUCAGGUUUGAUGGCGUGGACAGUGCCUUUCAUCUCGGCGUCAAUGGAAAGCAGAUUGGGUAUAGCCAGGGAAGUAGGAACUCUGCAGAGUUCGACAUCACCAAUCACAUCUCCUUCGAGCAGGACAAUGAAGUUACUGUUCUGGUAUAUCAAUGGUGCGAUGGCAGCUAUCUCGAAGACCAAGAUCAAUGGUGGCUUUCUGGUAUCUUUAGAGACUUUCAUCUCUUAGCUUUUUCGGCUAUGGCCCGAAUUGAAGACUUCUUUGUUCAAACCUGGCUUGAUGAAAACUAUGAAAACGCCACCUUGAAGGUUGGUGUUAAGCUUCACCUUGAGGAGGCAUGUACGAUCGAGGUCCAUGUUCGGGAUCACGACGAUAUUCCCAUUCAACAUUCCACUCAGGCAGCUCCAACAGGUUGCGAAAGCUUGGAGGUGGAAUUGCCAUUUUUGGCCCCUGAGAAGUGGACCGCAGAGACCCCAUAUCGCUACAAAAUGGAUCUGCUCCUCAUAUCCCCGAAUGGCAAAAAACAAACCAUCAAGCAGAAAAUUGGAUUCCGGCAAGUCGAACUCCGCAACGGCAACGUUACAGUAAACGGAAAAGCCAUUCUGUUCCGCGGUGUCAAUCAUCAUGACUUCCACCCCUCGGAUGGGCGCGCGGUGCCGCUUGAAUUCCUAAGGAAUGAUUUGAUUUUGAUGAAAAAGCACAACGUCAAUGCUGUUCGAUGCUCUCACUACCCAUCCCACCCGCAAUUCUACGAUUUCUGUGAUGAGAUCGGCUUGUGGGUGAUUGACGAGGCCGAUCUCGAAUGCCAUGGUUUCAUUCGCGGGGACGUUGAUAUGAAGGAGUUGCCAGAAGAAGUUUGGCGAGCGAACGGCUCAGAAUCAAUUGAGGAGUACCUUAGCCCAGUUCUGGCCAAAUACAUCAGUGAUAACCCAUCAUGGCGUGAGGCAUACCUGGAUCGGAUCACCCAAAUGCUCCAACGCGAUAAAAAUCACCCAUCCAUCAUUAUCUGGAGCUUGGGCAACGAGGCCUGGUAUGGAUGCAAUCAUGUUGCGAUGUCCGAGUAUGCCAAAAAGCAUGACCCUACUCGUCUAGUCCACUAUGAAGGGGACAGAAAGUCAAAGACAGCAGACCUGUGUUCAUUCAUGUACCUGGAGCUAGAAAAUCUAGAGCGAAAAGCAUUAGCCGAGGGCGAUGACUUCGAGAAGCCGAUCAUACUCUGUGAGUAUGGAAUGGCAAUUGGAAAUGGACUUGGAGCACUAGAAGAGUAUCAGCAAUUGUUCCACAAAUAUCGGCGCUUGCAAGGAGGCUUCAUCUGGGAGUUUGCCAAUCUUGGAAUAUGGAGGGAAGACAAAGGCUACUUCGCUUAUGGAGGCGACUUUGGCGACUCUCCACAUGAUGGUACCUUUGCGCUGGAUGGACUUUGUCAGUCUGACCACUCUGCAGGACGUGGCAUGGUGGAGUUGAAAAAGGUGGUCGAACCUGUUAAACUUUCCAUUCGUGAUGGACAAAUUUUCUUGCAAAACUUGUUUGACUUCGACGUUCUGGAAAAUUUGUUGGUUGUCGUCCAGAUAUGUACAUUCGAUGGACAUGAACAGAACACGAUUAUCUCAGACCGAAAGCCUUGUCCAAAAGUGCUGCCUUCGGAAACAGGCACCAUUCUGCUCCCGGAGGUUCCAACUCACCUAGAGAAUAUUUUAGAAUGCUGGGUUACCGUAAGCCUUCAGAUCUCCCAGCCUACGUCAUGGGCAGAAGCGGGUCAUGAAGUUGCAUGGUGCCAAUCUUCGCUCUUGGAGCACGAACGGCCAAGCAUCCCGGCCACAGUGCAGGACAACCUUGCCAUCAACAUUCAUGAAACAGCAACCUGCUAUCAAGUGAACGGCUCUAAAUUUUCCAUCGAGUUUGAUCGAAUCCGGGGUCGCAUGGCAAGCUGGACGAUGCAUGGCCAGAAUUUGUUUACAACGGCACCAACCUUUGCAGCCUGGCGACCUCCGACAGAAAAUGACACUAAGUACGACGCUGCAAGAUGGAGUGCCUACUCUAUAAACAAUCUACAGCAACGGGUGAUCUCCGUCUCUUUGCGGAACCCUGAUACAAACAGUGUUGAGAUUACCGUCGAGGCCUACAUCGGAGCUGUCAUACGAGACUGGGGAUUUACCAGCACCAUUGUCUACACAAUUCAUGGAGAUGGUACAGUUGUAAUUUCUCACAAUGUUCGUCCUCGGGGCUAUCAGCCUACCAUACUACCUCGGAUAGGUCUCGAUAUGCAGCUACCCUCCGAUUUUACAGCAGUGGAUUGGUUUGGCUGUGGACCUGAGGAAUCCUAUGCUGAUAAGCGCAACUCCCAAAAGCUUGGAUUACAUAGCCGUACCCCAGAUAGUCUGUUCACAUCUUAUGAGUAUCCACAGGAGAAUGGAAACCGUACGGGCACACGCUGGCUUCAGCUCACGAACAGCCAGGGUGUUGGGUUCGUGGUGACGCGAGUGGAUGAGGCUAGAAAGACAGGGGAUGAGUUUGACUUUGCGGCACUACAUUACAGUGCAGAAGAUAUCGCCAAUGCGGCUCAUCCGAAAGACUUGAAGAGGAGGGCAGACGUCUUCCUUCGGUUAGAUGCUGCACACGCAGGAUUGGGAACUGCGCGUUGUGGCCCUGGUACUCUGAAAAAGUACCAGGUUCCUUGUAAAGAGGCUAGCUUUGCAUUUUCUUUUACUCCGCAGGUUCCUCUUUGA